Messenger RNA from Dinoponera quadriceps, 6167 nucleotides. It is a transcript of the gene shi, whose product is annotated as dynamin. The coding region runs from base 783 to 3491 and encodes 902 amino acids. The transcript has 20 exons. Gene Ontology annotation, biological process: receptor-mediated endocytosis. Gene Ontology annotation, cellular component: microtubule; plasma membrane; synapse. Gene Ontology annotation, molecular function: microtubule binding; GTPase activity; GTP binding. The record is from RefSeq and is a predicted model, not a curated record. Lineage: Eukaryota; Metazoa; Arthropoda; Insecta; Hymenoptera; Formicidae.
CGGACGCUCGCGCGAACGAUAUGGAUUUUAUCUCGCAGCCGCUGAAAGUGGGUCACGACGGCGACGGACCGCGGUGUGCUUGUGCGCACGCUUCGAUUAUCGAUUGAACCGCUUUACGGGUUCUCUCUCUCUUUCUGUUCGCACAAGCGAGUCUGUCGUCGUUGGUCGCGUAACCGCUUCGAACCGUUAUUUACGCGAGCGUGUCCGCCGCGACGGCUCGCCUUUUCCACGGGAGAGGCUCAUAAAUCGCGCGCGCGUCCCGUUCUCGCGUAAACUCGCACUUCGUGUCGUUCGCUGCCGUCGCGCGCGCGACGCGAGAGAGCGAGACCGAUGCGAGAUCGGUAAAAUCGCGCAAUUCACAUUAUUGUCGUUUCGCCGCCGCUGCUACCGCCGCGGUACGAAGAUGCGGUGAAGUGAGCCGCGGAACAGCCAGGGAACCAGCCGUCAGCCAGUGCGCGCGCGAGCGAGCGAGCGGUCCGUUUUGCAGAAGGAAAUCGGCCAUCUUGCUUUAGUGCGUGCUUAGACUCCGCAACGGGCGGGCUCGCCUCCGUCGGCCACCCUUUUAGCGGUCGUGCAUGUGCGGGCGGUGGCAGAGCAUUGGCAAGGUAGCAGCAGCAAUCCGCUGGUGAAUCACGAACCACAGCGGAACCACGUACACACGCAUCAGUCGUAAGAGAAAGAGCGCAAAAGAAGUAGAGAGAGAGAGAGACACACACAGAGUGCGCAAACGAGCGAGAUCGUGUGUCGAUUUCCGAGCGGCGUAAUCGCGGCAAUCCGGCGGGAUGGCGGGCAACUCGGGUAUGGAACAGUUAAUCCCAAUCGUGAACAAGCUGCAGGAUGCGUUCACGCAGCUCGGUGUGCAUAUGCAGCUGGAUCUGCCGCAGAUCGCGGUGGUGGGCGGCCAGAGUGCGGGCAAAAGCUCCGUCCUCGAGAACUUCGUCGGCAAAGACUUCUUACCCAGAGGUUCAGGCAUCGUAACAAGAAGACCUCUUAUCUUACAGCUGAUUAACAGCACAACUGAAUAUGCGGAGUUUCUGCAUUGCAAAGGGAAAAAAUUUAUUGAUUUCGAUGAGGUGCGGAAAGAGAUUGAGGCAGAAACAGACAGAGUGACUGGAAGUAAUAAAGGCAUCUCUAACAUACCGAUCAAUCUUAGAGUAUAUUCACCCAAUGUCCUGAAUUUGACACUGAUUGAUUUACCUGGACUCACGAAAGUACCAAUCGGAGAUCAACCACCAGACAUAGAAGCCCAAAUUAAAACCAUGAUUUUUCAGUUUAUAAAACGUGAGAAUUGUCUUAUAUUAGCUGUCACACCAGCCAAUACAGAUUUGGCUAACAGCGAUGCUCUUAAACUCGCUAAGGAAGUGGACGUGCAAGGUGUACGUACAAUUGGUGUCAUUACUAAAUUGGAUCUCAUGGACGAUGGCACCGACGCGAGAGAUAUCUUAGAAAAUAAAUUAUUGCCAUUGAGAAGAGGUUACAUCGGUGUUGUCAAUAGAAGUCAGAAAGAUAUAGAAGGCCGAAAGGAUAUAAAAAAUGCUCUAGCAGCAGAACGGAAGUUCUUCCUCAGCCAUCCGUCUUAUCGUCACCUAGCAGACAGGUUGGGCACACCGUAUUUGCAGAGAAUUCUCAAUCAACAGUUAACAAAUCAUAUCAGGGAUACCUUGCCGGCUUUAAGAGAUAAGUUACAAAAGCAACAAUUAGCUUUAGAAAAGGAUGUCGAACAGUACAAACAUUUCAGACCUGAUGACCCCGCAAUCAAAACAAAGGCCAUGUUACAAUCAAUUCAAAUGUAUAUGAUGAUACAACAGCUUCAGUCAGACUUCGAAAGAACUAUAGAAGGCUCAGGUUCCGCACAAAUCAACACUAAUGAACUCAGUGGCGGCGCUAAAAUCAACAGACUCUUCCACGAGCGUUUCCCAUUCGAAAUUGUGAAAAUGGAAUUUGAUGAGAAGGAACUCAGGAGAGAAAUCGCAUUCGCCAUCAGAAACAUACAUGGUAUCAGGGUAGGAUUAUUCACUCCAGACAUGGCUUUUGAGGCAAUAGUCAAGAAACAAAUAAAUAGACUUAAAGAACCAAGUCUCAAGUGUGUAGACCUAGUCGUGCUAGAACUUAGUAAUGUUGUACGCAUUUGUACAGAUAGGAUGUCGCGUUAUCCUAGACUAAGGGAAGAGACAGAACGUAUUAUAACUACACACAUCAGGCAGCGUGACCAGAUGUGCAAGGAGCAGCUGGUCCUGUUGGUCGAUUGCGAGCUCGCGUACAUGAACACGAAUCACGAAGAUUUUAUCGGUUUUGCGAACGCUGCAGCCAGUAGCCAUAAUGCAAGUGCACAACAAUCCUCGGAAAACGCCGUUAAAGCUGGUCGACACACAUUAGGCAAUCAAGUCAUUCGCAAGGGUUAUAUGUGCAUACAUAAUCUCGGAAUCAUGAAGGGCGGAUCGAGAGAUUAUUGGUUCGUCUUAACGUCGGAGAGUAUCUCUUGGUUUAAGGAUGAAGAAGAACGCGAAAAGAAGUACAUGCUGCCUUUGGACGGAUUGAAGUUGCGUGACCUAGAGCAAAGUUUCAUGUCGCGGCGUCAUUUGUUUGCGUUAUUCAAUCCGGAGGGAAGAAACGUCUAUAAGGAUUACAAACAACUGGAGCUCAGUUGUGAAACUCAAGAUGAUGUUGAUUCUUGGAAGGCUUCGUUCCUGAGGGCCGGUGUGUAUCCUGAAAAAUCAACAGAACAAGCGAACGGCGAAGAGGAUAAGCAGAGGGGUGGAACAGAGGGUCAGUCGUCAAUGGAUCCUCAGCUGGAACGUCAAGUGGAAACCAUCAGGAACUUAGUGGAUUCAUAUAUGAAGAUUGUUACGAAAACUACUCGUGACUUGGUCCCAAAGACAAUCAUGCACCUUAUUAUUAACAACGCUAAGGACUUUAUUAAUGGAGAAUUGUUGGCGCAUCUUUACGCAAGCGGUGAUCAGGCUUCCAUGAUGGAAGAGUCUCCUGAAGAAGCACAGAAACGAGAAGAAAUGUUGCGCAUGUAUCACGCGUGCAAGGAAGCCCUUCGUAUUAUCGGCGACGUCUCCAUGGCUACGGUUUCAACUCCGGUACCACCGCCCGUAAAGAACGACUGGCUAGCAUCCGGCGAGAAUCCAAGUCUUGGAUUAUCGCCACCAUCUCCUGGUGGUCCAAGACGCGGAGUGACACAGCCACCACCUCUUUCUAGCUCACGAGCACCACCACCAGUACCUGCAGGUGGCCGGCCAGCGCCAGCCAUCCCUAAUAGACCCGGUCCUGGUGGACCACAGCCAACGCGAGCUAAUCCAGGCCUACCUCCACCUAUGAUACCAUCUCGAGGGGGUGGUCUGCAACAGAGGGUGACACAAGCUGCGACGCAGGCUGCGACGCAAGCCGCCGUGAACGAGCUGAUGGAUGCGUUCAAGAUCAAGCGUCCUGUACCCAAUAUUCCUCCCCGAAUUCCCGACAGACCGUACUCCGGCCGACUAAACUGAGCUAGUCCGAGCGCGCGGCGCAACAACAACGACAACAACCCGUGCGGAAGACGCACCAGAGGUGUGUACAUCCGACGACGACGACACCUCAGGGAGAGAUCUCGUGACCGAUAACGGGCCACGAUAGAAAGUGGAAGCUCAGCAGGGCGAAAGCCCAGCAGGAAAGAAAGAUAGAGAGGGGAAAAUCGUCCCUGGCGUUGAAGACGAGUAGUUCUGUUCUUCGAAAUGAACGUUUCGUCCGACCGACCGACGUGUCACUAUCUUCUGAUCUCAACGGCGUCGACGUCGCGACUCGUUGACGAGCUCGCCGGCGGAGACGAACGCACACGAGGAGAGGAAGAAGGAGGACCGUAGCAGCGGAGAGCGGGCGAGGCAAGAAGGCUGUGCUAUACGCGAAUAGCGGAGGAAAGGAGAGAAGGAGGGACCAAGAGAAACGAGUGCGCGACGAAGGGAAAAGAGAAAACGGCGCCCGGAACCACAUGUGGUGACGGGGCUGCCGAGGGAUCCCAUCAGUCACCUUCUCAACUGCUUCUUUUUCUUACAUAAUGUAGACUUCGUCUUCUAUCUUAUUUAUGCGGCUAGAUGCGUUAGAUUACGUUGUAGCUGCUAAGUAUUAACACCUGGCUCGACGAAAGCGCCGAGUGUCUUUGUAAGAAAUAACGUUUCGUUCGCGACGCCGAUCGAGAUCUUAUGACGAGACGGACGAGCCGGAUAUACAUUUAUCGUUGAUUUUGCUCAGCUGCUGUUAGUGAUUUAUACGACUUGUUAAACGUUGCGUUGAUCAGUAUUAUCGAACGAGUCGGUGGGCGUAGUAGAACGAUAGCGCGCGCGAACAAUUCAGCCUUUCGAGAAGUCGAGGCUACAAUAUUCCUGUAUAGCUCGACUUCGUUGUACAACUUUGAUACGUUAGGUUGACACACGAGCUUUGUAAAACGUAUCCACGAAAGAAAAUCAAAAGAUGGUCAACACGGUUUGUAAGCAAUUUUCAUUCUUUUACUCAGCCAUAAAAGCAACUUCACGAAAUUUUUCAAUUCUUUCAGAAAGAAAUCAUACGAUCGUUGUUUUGUUCAAAAAUCAGAUUCUUUUAUCCGAAGACAAAAACAGCUUCACGAAACUAGAAGUUUAUUUAAAACCAAAGGAGGGGUUUUAAUAAGGCUGUCUUCCUGCCUGCACUAAAUCUUUUGAAAGGUAUGUUAAUCUCUGUUAGAUUGGCUCUUCAUAUAUUAGUAUCUUAAUUAAAUCUGUGGAAAAAAGAACAAGUUGGAGUUAAUGCGGAACAAUAUAGAAAUCCAGACAGCACAAUGUCUAAAAUCGGGACGUAAAACGUUUUAUGUCCCGAUUUUAGACAUUGUGCUGUUUGAGAAAGAUCAAAAUAAAUAUUUGAAAAGCAGAUUUUCUAUGAGCGAUAUAAAAUAUGCAUUUUAUAUUUUUAUAUAAUGCAAAUAUGUCCUGAUUGCUUUUUUUUUUUUUUCUUAAACAUACGGCAAAUUUAUUUUUAGAUUGAAGAAAAUCAUGAAUUCUUAGAUUUUCUGAUCGGAGUAACAUGUUAUGGGUGCAUUUUUAGCAUCCAAACCUCAUGUAGUUGAGAAAAGAUCAUUUUUUCGAAGUACUCGGAACUUAAACUAUCAGACCAACGUAAUUUCCAAAAAAAUUCGACAUAGGCAGAAAAAUAGCUAUGUUGACACUCCUUUGAUAUAAAAAAACAACAAAGGUUUUCUGUCAACCUGAUUUAAUUUCAAUGUAAUAGUUAUUAAUAGACUAACUAUAAGAAAUUGUCAAGCGCGAAUAAUUGAGGAGACUCUCGAUUACUUUGAACGCAGUUUUGAUUUCUGUUUGGAAUAUUCAGGCUGUCUCGUUUUUCUCGUCGUAAGAUUCGCAACUGGAACUAUUGUAGAAAGGACAAUUUCUUUAGCGUACAUGAUGAGAAUGGGCAACCCUAUUACCUCGAUUGUAGAAGAACUAAUUAGAACGGAAGGACACUGAGAGCGGUAUUAAUAGCCAGAUUUUAUAUUUAAGAUCGUUUUAAGUUUAUCUUCAGAUGCUGUACCGAAUUAUCUCUCAAAAAUGAAUUUAAGACGAUCUUAAAUAUAUCGGACUAUGAAUACCGGGCUAUGUCGCAUCUCGUUUUGAGAAGCGAAGGAGGGGAAGGGGAAAGUUCGAUCGAACACGGUAUCAGCAUUCCAGAACGCCGAAAUUGUACAUGAUAUUACGCGGAAUAUACGAAUCAUCAUUGUGAUUAACGUUGUUAUCGCGGUGACGCGGCGCACAUCCUUGUCACUAGCCAGUCGUUUCUUCUUUUUGGUACAAUAACGAUGCCAUUUCACGGAUUGACCGGCCGCGUCGGACAACGAAGAUCGCGUGGACAGCUUAGCCAUCGAUGGUAUGUAUAACGGAAGGGAAGAAGAAUUCAUAUUUAUUUCGAGCAAUCGUGCAGAAAUUCGUUUAUCCGGGCUGCGUGCGCGGCACGUGCGAUUUUUAUGUGUAUCUUUUUAUAUAGAUAUAUUUUUUCAUCGUUAGCGUUUACUAGCCCGCGCGCGAGGACAGCGGCGAUAGUGCGUCACGAACAGAGGAACGAUAAUCAAUCUCUCUCUAACGCGUGCGUCAAAAUCGCGACAGAAACACGAAGUAACGAAAAUUGUACAUACGAAAUAUUACGAAUAUAGUAUUAUGCGCGAA